CUUAACAGUAAUAUAUUUAGGAUGCGAAAUUUCACAAGGACAAAGAAGAUUAGGAGUCAAUCGAAUACGGGCUAUCUGCGAUAUUCCGGAACCUCAAAACUUACAUGAACUGAGGGCCUUCUUGGGUAUGACUGGUUGGUGCAGGCUAUGGGUAAUGGACUAUGGGCUCAUAGCUAAACCUCUCUAUGAAGCUCAAAAGGCCCAUGUGCUUGUCUGGGGAAAAGAACAAAAGGAGGCUUUCAGGAAGAUGAAAGAGGCCCUCACAAAGGCACCCGCUUUAGGUUUGCCUGACCUGUCAAAAGAUUUCCAAUUAUUUGUCCAUGAAAGACAACGAUUAGCUUUGGGGGUGCUAACUCAACGGUUAGGGAGCUGGAAACGACCAGUGGGAUAUUUCUCCAAACAGUUAGAUGCAGUAAGUGCAGGGUGGCCUUCGUGUUUAAGGGCGGUAGCAGCUACAGUCCUCCUAAUACAAGAAGCUAGAAAACUCACCUUGGGGAAACGCAUUGAAGUAUUUGUGCCACAUAUGGUAACUACAGUUUUGGAACAAAAGGGGGGUUAUUGGUUAUCACCUAGCCGAAUGAUGAAGUACCAGGCUAUACUAACUGAGCAGGAUGAUGUGACCCUAAACACAACUAAUCUGUUGAACCCAGCAGUUUUUCUAGGAACAUCGCCGGAAGAAGGAAGUCUGAACCAUAACUGUAUGGAAGUCAUUGAAUAUACGUAUGCCAGCAGGGCGGACUUGAAGGACACACCCCUAGAAAGGUAUGAUUGGGAACUUUUUACUGAUGGUAGUAGUUUUGUGGAAAACGGGACCCGAUAUGCAGGAUACGCAGUAACGACUUCAAGAACUAUAAUCGAAGCGAAUUCUCUAACCCCCGGGACCUCAGCACAGCGGGCAGAAAUAAUAGCCCUUACGCGAGCAUUAGAGUUGAGUGAAGGAAAGGAAGUGAAUAUAUGGACGGAUUCAAAAUAUGCCUUUGGAGUAGUUCAUGUGCAUGGAGCGUUAUGGAAGGAGAGAGGACUGCUGUCUUCACAAGGAGCUAACAUAAAGCAUCAAGAGGAAAUAAUGAAAUUAAUAACGGCUGUGCAAAAACCCCGGCAAGUGGCCAUAAUGCACUGUAAGGCCCAUCAAGGAGGAACAUCAGAAAUUGCAGAAGGAAAUAGGCUGGCAGAUCAGACAGCUCGACGGGUUGCACGAGAGGUAUGGAAACUGAUGGCCUUGAUUCCGUCGAAGGUAGGUCUCUCUCGUUUUAACUUCCCAAAGUUCCCAAGGUACUCCCAGGAGGAUGAGAAGCUGGCAAAACUGAUGAAGGCUCAAAAGAAUUCUGACGGAUGGUAUGUGACUGCUACCGGACAGGUGGUGAUACCCUCUUUGAUAAUGCGAGAAAUAUUACAAACAAAACACAACGAAUGUCACUGGGGUGCAGAAGCAAUGGUAACUUAUUUAAAACAUAAUAUUGUCUCAGUACAUAUGUUAACAAUGGCAAAAGCAGUGAUGUCCAAGUGUGAAAUUUGCUUAAAGAAUAACCCAGUGGCAAGAAAACAUGCCGAAAUGGGACGAAUUCGAACAGGCAUGGAACCAGGUGAUUACUGGCAAAUCGAUUUUAUAGAAUUACCAAGAAAAAGGGGAUAUAAGUAUCUAUUAGUGGGGGUAGAUACCUUUUCUGGAUGGCCGGAGGCCCUUCCCUGUCGCACCAAUCUAGCAAGGGAAACAGUGAAGUGGCUACUACGGGAAAUUAUCCCUAGGUUUGGUGUACCAUUAGGUAUCCCUUCAGAUAGGGGACCACAUUUCAUUGCGAUUGUGGUUAAAGAUGUUAGUAGAUUAUUGGGAAUCUCCUGGAAUUUACAUUCUCCGUGGAGAUCCCAGUCCAGUGGUCAAGUAGAGUGA
This is a messenger RNA of Oxyura jamaicensis (ruddy duck), 1888 nucleotides long. RefSeq lists its product as uncharacterized. Gene Ontology annotation, biological process: DNA integration. Gene Ontology annotation, molecular function: nucleic acid binding; RNA-DNA hybrid ribonuclease activity. The record is from RefSeq and is a predicted model, not a curated record. Bases 128 to 1888 code for a protein of 586 amino acids. Lineage: Eukaryota; Metazoa; Chordata; Aves; Anseriformes; Anatidae. The transcript has a single exon.